Messenger RNA from Purpureocillium takamizusanense, 3032 nucleotides. RefSeq lists its product as uncharacterized. Gene Ontology annotation, biological process: protein phosphorylation. The transcript has 2 exons. Gene Ontology annotation, molecular function: protein kinase activity; ATP binding. Bases 880 to 2742 code for a protein of 620 amino acids. NCBI's taxonomy places the organism in Eukaryota, Fungi, Ascomycota, Sordariomycetes, Hypocreales, Ophiocordycipitaceae. The record is from RefSeq and is a predicted model, not a curated record.
UGGAGGCGGCGGGUGGUUCGCGCUGGCGGCCCGUCGCCCGUCGCCCGCCAUCAGGCACCACAGCGGUCCAUCCCCGAUACAUCCCCUCCAGGGCUGGAAGGAGCUGCCUUACGUACUGCUGCCGUCCUAGAGAGGCCACCAGGUCACUGAUGACUGAUGACUCGUGCUCAAGAGUUGAGGCUGAGACGCCGCUACCUCUCGUCACUCCUUCAACCCGCCAUCAGCAGUCCAGGACGCCUGCGCACUCGUCCUACCCAGAUGACUAUGACGAUCUGGUUUCAUUUCCGUACGUGUUCCUGCAUUUAUGGCGUGCGUCCGGCGUAAUCGUCCCUGUUGGCCCCUUGUCGUCUCUGCUCCCUCUCUCGAUUCGACUCCUACUACCGUACCGCUGGCCACAUCCGUCCUGUGGGAGUAAGCACACAGAGUCAGAGAAGGGGUGCUCGUCAGGGUUCCUACCUUGUUCACCUUGCCCUACGUUACCUGCAGCCCUUCCUUGCCUUGGGAGGUUGGCCCGUACCCCGCAGCGCUGCCUGGAAGAGCCGCCUCGCCUCGACAUCUUCCAUUUGUUGCCGCACGACACUCCCGCCCGCCGAGGUCUGCGCCUUACACACGACGUUUCUUCCGUUGUACCUACCACCUCGAUUCGUACCAUUUCCCCCUGCAGAGGCCCCGGGCACCCACCUCGCCAGCUAAAAGCGCGCUGGAACCAGACCAGACGGGGCUCUUUCUCCAGUUCCCGUCCCCCCACCCAACCAUCCAUCGCUACCACGACUCAGUCGCGCUUGUACCUCCACUUGCUCAUCGCCAACCGCCAACUCAGCCCUGCUGCUCAGCUUGUUAGGCAUCACCGACUGCUGGGCCUCGUUCCUUUUGGAGCUCAUGGCCGACCCCAGGCCCGAGCCCUCCGAAGGGGUUUCAGAGGAGAGGACGGAGCCCUUUUCACAGUCGGAGAUUGAUGCCCGAUACAACCGCAUCCGCGUCGAGGAGCCAGGCGGCCCCCUCGACAGCGAAGUCGUCCCGCUCGACGUCCUGCAGGUCGAGGACUGCCACCACCGCCAGGGCAUCCGCAUCCUCGUGCGACCUCUUACUCCCCUGCCCAACACCCGUUCCGUCAGUCCCGGGAGCGACAAUUGUCAGUGGCUCGCUCUCCGCGCCGAGGUCGCCUCGUCUGAGCAGCCCGAGCACAAGGUCCUGGCUGUGACUCAGACCUCCAAGGAUAUCAAAUUUUCCGUCAGGAUCCCCAGAGAGUCUCUGGACGAGUCGUCGCGCCCGCCCCUGUGGUGUGAGCUCUACUAUGACCCGGCUAGUGACGGCGUCGUCUUCUUCAACAGAUCAGACGUCCCCAUCACCCUGUCAAGGAUAUCCCAGACGCCGCUGGCCAGCCCACCCUCCAAUGAGAGCUAUGUCGUCAACCCGACUCUUGCGAAGACCCUCACGCCGGGGACGUGGAGGAUGAAGACCAGAGACAUUGCUGUCUUGGACUUUAGGGUCCUGGAAAAGCGCCCAGUCACGCUCUACCAACCUCCGCCGACGGUGCCGGAAGACUCGGCUUCGCAAAGCGCCAGUCUCAGUCUGAGCAAUUCCAGCGGCAAGAGGUCUCUCACCCCAGACGACGAUGGCAAGAGGGUCAAGCGCCGCAUCUCAGACGCCGAGAGGGUUGGCGACGGGGUCAUCAUGUUCCUCAGCCCUUCCGCCGAGCCACUCGUGUUCCCGCUGCCAAAGGGCCGCGAGACCAAGCAGCUGUCGGCCGCCACUGCCCACGCGUUAUUGGACGCUGAACAGGGCGACACCAUCCUCGUCCCCGGUGUAUGUGAGGUCGACGCCUACCAGCUCACCAAGCGGGAACCCAUUGCGUCGACGGCCUUGUCAGCCGUAUACAAGGCCACCCACUCGCACGUGACAGACAAAAUUGUCACAGUCAAGGUUCUCAAGACGCGGACCGCCAAUGCAAACGACAAGAAUCUCGCCCACGAGCGAAACGUUAUUCGCCAAGCCGACAUGUGGCUGCGAGAGUGCCAGAGCCAGGAGGACCUGAAGCACGACUCCAUCGUGCGCUACUAUGGAGGAGACGCCCGGUUCCUGUCCCUAUAUAUGGAGCACGUGCCGGCGCCGGAUCUGGCAUCUUCGACCCGUUGGAGGAACAGGUCGGACGAGUUCGUCGGUGGGCGCGACGACGCCGUGCGCAUCCUGCGCGACAUUGCUGGCGCCCUCAACUACGUGCACGGACGGAGGCUGGUCCACAACGACAUCAAGCCCGCCAACAUUCUGUACUCGCCCGAGCGCGGUGCUGUGCUGUGCGAUUUUGGUCUGUCGACGCUGGCGGCUAACUCGCCGACAACUGGCGGCACGCCAUACUAUGUCCCGCCCGAGUUUAUCGGAAAGAAGCUCCGCGGCCCUCCAUCGGACGUCUGGGCGUUGGGCAUCACGAUGCUCUACGUGAUGCGCAAGAUACCCUUCCCGGACAGCCGGGCGAGGCGGCAUCACCCCAAGCCGCUGUACUGGCAGAUUGGCGGCAUCAACAACCCCGGCUUACCAUAUAAGCAGCAUGGAAACGGUCAGCCGGCGGUUGCGCAGAUGCGCGACUGGCUGACGGAGAUAUUCGAGGCGCGCGAGAGGUUGAGCCCGCGCGAUCGGCUGGAGCGCCUGAUCAAGGACAUGCUGACACCGAACCCCAAUCAACGCAUCACCAUGGCCAAGGUGCUACAGGAAAUGGCCGCAGAACAAAUCACGGACGUGCGAUGAGGAGAUACCACAGCUUGGAGGGCGUCACGUGAAGUCGCAUUUUGAUCAACCUUUAUCAAUCGCAUAUUUGCCGAAAUAAGAGCAAUGCCCGGGAAUACUUUUUGAUAUUUACGAAUGAAUUUCGAAGCACACAGUGGAGGGUUUCUUUAGGACUGGACGACAAUGGUGGCUUGUCUCAUACCCUUGCUCAACGACAUAUACCAUAGAUGUACAACGCAUUGCAUUUACAUGGCUUUGCAUGAUGGAAAAGACGGGUGGGCAUUUAUAUUCAUGGCUGUGAUUAAUAGAAG